AUGUCUGCAAUCAAGUUGAUGGAUUUUGGCAACAAGCGCCGCAGGCUUGAAUCUCAGCAGCAGGAUGUCAAUUUCCUAAAUGGGACUUCCAUGGCAAUGCAGAUCGCUGCAGACUCCAUGUCUGAUUCUUUUACAAGUGAUGAGGGCACCAAGACAAUUACACAGCCCGAGGUCAUCGAUCUCGAUUCGGACUCGGACAAUUAUAUUUUCAAGGAUGAGGUUGAUCAGCAUCAACUGACACAAAACCAAAGGGCUUGUUUGCUAAAUGGAGCAGGCCAAUCUUCGGCAGGCGAUGACAGCAAUAGCAACGGGAAAACAGGCUUUUCGUGGAAGGACGAUGCAUAUAUGAAUAAUCAGCAGACACAGUUUGGAUAUCAGGACGGACACAACUUGAUUGAUCUGACUGAGGCUAACCAGGAUGAUAAUAACGAAGAUGAAACCGAAGAUCAGGCAAUGAACAAGCUGUUGGAUGUUGAAGAGGAUGACGAGGGUGCAUUUGGCAAGAUGGAUGACGUGUUUGGCUCAAAGGACAGCAACAGCGAUCUUUUGCUUCAUAUUUCUGACAGCUCGCGGAACUUUUCGUCCGGUUCCACUGGUUCUAGUGAGAUGUGCAUUAAGGAAAACCCAAACUCCCCGAUUUCCUCCGCCUCCUCAUACAAUUUCCCGUCACCUUCGGGAUCAUCCUUACAUUCUGCAAACGUCAAGUUGGACUCAAUACGACCUGGAUUUUUCACAAGUGAGGCUCGGCUUGGUGCCGUGCCGCAACUUCCGUACACCAAGCUCGAAUACAUAGCCCCUACAGACUACACAUCGAUCAGGGAGAAAAUUGGGGAUGUCCAGGCGGCAGUCAUUCCAUACUAUUCACAUUAUUCACAAAGAAGCUCUCCAUCAAGUACUUACCGGGAAAAUUUGAGCCAUGGCAAGAGGCCUCACUUCUACAAAAAGUUGUCCAGGCCUCGCCGGCAUGCGCCUUCGUCAUCAUCGGAUGAGGAGUCUCCGUGUGACGAUAGCGAUGGAUACUAUAUCAUCAGAAGAGGCUCAAAUUUUGCCAACGGGCGUUUCCGGAUACGGAAACUACUGGGCCAGGGAACUUUUGGAAAAGUGGUAAAGGCUUACGACAAGAAGUCGCAUGCAGUUGUAGCGAUCAAGAUAAUAAAGUCGAUCUCGAAGUAUCGCAGUGCUGCAAGGAUCGAACUCCGUGUUCUUGCCAUGCUAAAGAAGCAUGAUCCUAAGAAUAUCUACCAAUGUAUUCAUUUACGAGAAUGCUUUGAUUACAGAGGCCACAUAUGCAUUGUGACGGACAUGCUUGGGCAGUCACUUUUCGAUUUCAUGGAGAACAACAAGUGCUUGCCGUUCCCAGGCUCCCACAUCCAGGCUUUUGCAAAGCAAAUCCUUCGCUCAGUCGCAUUCAUGCACGAUCUAAAUUUAAUACACACCGAUCUGAAGCCGGAAAACAUCUUACUUCAGAACGAUUCGUUUGUUCGUCGUCCCUUCUGCCCUCCUUCGGUUGCAACUAAGGCUAUCUCAAGGAAGGUGCUUAAAGACCCCAAGAUUUUCACAAUUGAUUUCGGUGCUGCCAUCUUUGACGAUGAGUCACACGCUCGAGUGGUCUCAACACGCCAUUACCGUGCUCCUGAAAUUAUUAUGGACACUGGAUGGUCAUUUCCUUGUGAUAUAUGGUCUGUUGGCUGUAUUUUGGUGGAACUUGCGACUGGUGACACGCUUUUCAAAACGCACAACAAUGUUCAGCACUUGGCAAUGAUGGAAAGAGUGGUAGGUGAGCCGAUCGAUCUUAGCCUGGUCAGAGACUGUAUCUAUAACUAUUACACUGCCAAUGGCCAGAGAAGAGGCUACCAUUCACAUGAUGAGGAGUGCAUUGCCGAUGCAUUUUCAAAAUCGACUGGCCGCCUAAGGUUCCCUAUAGUGUCAACGUCUAAAAAGAUCAUGAACGAGGUGGAUCAACUAUCAUGCAUAGAGGACAUUAUUGGUGAUAGUGUUGGCUUCAGAUUUAGCAGACGCAUGUCGCUUAGUGAUUCCUUGAAGCACUUUAAUAUUCCAAGAGCUAAGCAGCAAGAGUACACAUUUUGGUUUUGGUUUGUUGAUUUAAUAAGGAAGAUGCUUAUUUUCGAUCCAGAGCGUAGAAUCACUGCUGUCGAGGCACUGGAUCACGAAUGGUUUAAUUACGGAAUUCUCGAUGAUGGCUUGCUGUCAUUGAAUUCCGAAAUUGCUAACUGA
This is a messenger RNA of Brettanomyces bruxellensis, 2235 nucleotides long. RefSeq lists its product as uncharacterized. Lineage: Eukaryota; Fungi; Ascomycota; Pichiomycetes; Pichiales; Pichiaceae. The coding region runs from base 1 to 2235 and encodes 744 amino acids. The transcript has a single exon. Gene Ontology annotation, biological process: protein phosphorylation. The record is from RefSeq and is a predicted model, not a curated record. Gene Ontology annotation, molecular function: ATP binding; protein kinase activity. Gene Ontology annotation, cellular component: nucleus.